ACCAGCAUUUUUCCCUGCAGCUGCCAACAUCCUGGGCCAUCAAAGUAAGGGCGUCUAUGUGCUGAUGAGUGGGCUGGACCUGGAGCGGCUGGUGCUGGCCGGUGGGCCCCUCGGGAUCAUGCAGGCCAUCCUCGACCACGCUAUUCCCUACCUACACGUGAGGGAAGCUUUUGGCCAGAAGAUCGGCCACUUCCAGUUGAUGCAGGGGAAGAUGGCAGACAUGUACACCCGCCUCAUGGCCUGUCGGCAGUACGUCUACAAUGUCGCCAAGGCCUGUGAUGAGGGCUACUGCACUGCCAAGGACUGCGCUGGGGUGAUUCUUUACUCAGCCGAGUGUGCCACACAGGUAGCCCUGGACGGCAUCCAGUGUUUGGGUGGCAAUGGCUACAUCAACGACUUCCCCAUGGGCCGCUUUCUGAGAGAUGCCAAGCUGUAUGAGAUCGGGGCUGGAACCAGUGAGGUGAGGCGGCUAAUCAUCGGCAGAGCCUUCAACGCAGAAUUCCACUAACUCCAAGACCCUUCAUCCCCUUUCCCAGCACCUAGAGGCCUUUCUCUGGAACGAGAGACGCGGCAGCUCUUCUCCAGGCAGGCCCUGCCCACCGGCCCAGGAAAAGCGUUUAGCGGCUUAACAUGGACUCCUCAGGAAGCAUGCUGACUUUUCUGGGGCUCAGUGGGAGGGCUUUGGUGGCUCUGCGCCCUUGCUCUCUAACUUCAAGCCUGAUGCCCCACCCCCGCUCCCAGGGUGGGCACCUUUUUUCCUGGUGAGCCUCUGCCAGGGAACCCUCUGCUCAAGUACACCAGAAGCAUUGCCCCUCUCCUUAAUUUGAACUUGGUCGUCUCUUUUCUUUCUGGGGAAAAAUACCCCCCAAACCUAGCCUCUGUUUCUGCCAAUUUCUAGAGGCAUCAGCUCUCAGCAGCUUGUGAGUGGGCACCCCCUUUGCAGCAGCCCCUCCAUCCCUCAUUCUUUAAGCUGAAAUCCUACCACUGGGGUAGAGCUCUGGGAAUAGGCAUCUCAGAACACCUGUGCCACCCAGAGUCCACGCGGGGGGCAGAGGUCAGCUUGCUCGUGAAGGACGGGGCUCAAUGCCUCCAGCAUAACGCUGCCACCGCCACCGUCCAGUCCUGGCCAUAUGACAGCCCACAGCUGACUGGGCAGCAGGCCUGGGUUGGCUGGCUCAACUCCAGCCAAGGCUGCCUGCAUACAUUUCUCUGGACACCCUAUGGCUAAUUUUGUUACAACUGCACAGUGGCUGCUGCCAUUUUGUAUUAAACAUUUCGUGAAGCAAACCCAUCUGCUUCUAAACUGGUGUUUUGGGGGAGAAGCAGUCUACUUGCUACUGCCUUCUGUCUGGCUCCAGCCCUAUGUCCUUGGAGAGUGGCUGGUCCAGGUCCUGCUUCUGGCCCUUCAGCCUGCUCACUGGUGAUAGGGGACACAGGGGUGGAAUCAGCCCUUAGGAUAGAGAUGUUCUCAACCUCCCUUUUCCAGAUCUCCCAGUGAUUUUUUUAAAGAAAGGAGGGAGCGGUAAGAGUCUUGGAGCUAGAAGGAAGCUCGUAAGUUUCUGGAAACCAUCCCCAUGUUUUUUGAAAGAUCAAGACAAUUUGAUUUUCCCAAGGUCAGAACUGGAGCUAGAAUCCAGAUCAGCAGAAAUAGGCGUUCUGAGAAUGCCAGCCUGGGGCCCUACUACAUGGCCGCCUGGAUGCACAGUCAGAGUGGGACAGUUUUGGGUUGUCCCACCCCAUCUAAUUCCCUAAAAGAGAACUGGUUUUCUUGGCCCUCAGCCCAGCGGUGCCUGUUCUGACUUUUGGUCCUGGCCUAUAGCCAAGAGCUGUUCCCAGCCUGAUGCCUGUGACAGGUGGAGUUAUAGCUCCUUACCAACCCCAGCCCAGUCCUAUCCUGAGGGGCUUGUGGCCCUGUCCCUUCACUUCCCCACCGUGCUCCCUACUAUGUUGGAGAUGAAUGUGGCUAAAAUGGUGGUCUUGCUGGUUAUAAAGUGUAGCUGGAACGAACAGCCUGAAGACGUUCAGAAUGGGAUGUUUCAUCCAGUCAGUGUGGGUAACAGCUCUGCCACCAACUUGGGGAGGAUGAUUAUUCUCCCAAUGCUAUAUGUGAAAUAGGAAUGUUAUAAAAUAAAGCCAAAAAAGUGUAGCCUGAGUCAUGAAU
This is a messenger RNA of Physeter macrocephalus (sperm whale), 2161 nucleotides long. Its product is annotated as isovaleryl-CoA dehydrogenase, mitochondrial. NCBI's taxonomy places the organism in Eukaryota, Metazoa, Chordata, Mammalia, Artiodactyla, Physeteridae. Gene Ontology annotation, cellular component: mitochondrion. Bases 65 to 508 code for a protein of 147 amino acids. The record is from RefSeq and is a predicted model, not a curated record. Gene Ontology annotation, molecular function: 3-methylbutanoyl-CoA dehydrogenase activity. Gene Ontology annotation, biological process: L-leucine catabolic process. The transcript is spliced from 5 exons.